This is a messenger RNA of Kogia breviceps (pygmy sperm whale), 1335 nucleotides long. RefSeq names its product neuronal pentraxin 1 (gene NPTX1). NCBI's taxonomy places the organism in Eukaryota, Metazoa, Chordata, Mammalia, Artiodactyla, Physeteridae. The record is from RefSeq and is a predicted model, not a curated record. Gene Ontology annotation, biological process: axonogenesis involved in innervation.
AUGCUGGCCGGCCGCGCCGCGCGCACCUGUGCGCUGCUCGCCCUCUGCCUCCUGGGCAGCUGGGCCCAGGAUUUUGGGCCGACGCGCUUCAUCUGCACCUCGGUGCCGGUGGAAGCCGACAUGUGCGCCGCGUCCGUGGCCGCCGGCGGCGCCGAGGAGCUUCGGAGCAACGUGCUGCAGCUCCGCGAGACCGUGCUGCAGCAGAAGGAGACCAUCCUGAGCCAGAAGGAGACCAUCCGCGAGCUGACCACCAAGCUGGGCCGCUGCGAGAGCCAGAGCACGCUGGACGCGAGCGCCGGCGAGGCGCGGACGGGCGGCGGCCGCAAGCAGCCCGGCUCGGGCAAGAACACCAUGGGCGACCUGUCUCGGACGCCGGCCGCCGAGACGCUCAGACAACUCGGGCAAACUUUGCAGUCGCUCAAAACCCGCCUGGAGAACCUCGAGCAGUACAGCCGGCUCAAUUCCUCCAGCCAGACCAACAGCCUCAAGGAUCUGCUGCAGAGCAAGAUCGAUGACCUGGAGAGGCAGGUGCUGUCUCGGGUGAACACUCUGGAGGAGGGCAAGGGGGGCCCCAGAAAUGACACCGAGGAAAGAGUCAAGAUCGAGAGCGCCCUGACUUCCCUGCAUCAUCGGAUCAGCGAGCUCGAGAAAGGUCAGAAGGACAACCGCCCUGGAGACAAGUUCCAGCUCACAUUCCCCCUGCGGACCAACUACAUGUAUGCCAAGGUGAAGAAGAGCCUGCCGGAGAUGUACGCCUUCACGGUGUGCAUGUGGCUCAAGUCCAGCGCAGCGCCAGGGGUGGGCACGCCCUUCUCCUAUGCCGUGCCCGGCCAGGCCAAUGAGCUGGUCCUCAUUGAGUGGGGCAACAACCCCAUGGAGAUCCUCAUCAACGACAAGGUGGCUAAGCUGCCCUUUGUAAUCAAUGACGGCAAGUGGCACCACAUCUGCAUCACCUGGACCACCCGGGACGGGGUCUGGGAAGCCUACCAGGAUGGCACCCAGGGAGGCAACGGCGAGAACUUGGCGCCCUAUCACCCCAUCAAGCCACAGGGCGUGCUGGUGCUGGGCCAGGAGCAGGACACUCUGGGUGGCGGGUUUGAUGCCACCCAAGCGUUCGUGGGCGAGCUGGCCCAUUUCAACAUCUGGGACCGCAAGCUGACCCCGGGGGAGGUGUACAACCUGGCCACCUGCAGCACCAAGGCCCUUUCCGGCAACGUCAUUGCCUGGGCUGAGUCCCACAUCGAGAUCUAUGGCGGAGCCACCAAGUGGACAUUCGAAGCCUGUCGCCAGAUCAACUGAGGCCCAGGGCCGGGCUGAGCCUCCUGGUCCCCAGGU